Messenger RNA from Protomyces lactucae-debilis, 984 nucleotides. RefSeq names its product triose-phosphate transporter family-domain-containing protein. NCBI's taxonomy places the organism in Eukaryota, Fungi, Ascomycota, Taphrinomycetes, Taphrinales, Protomycetaceae. The transcript has a single exon. Gene Ontology annotation, cellular component: Golgi apparatus; endoplasmic reticulum. The annotation marks the transcript as partial. The record is from RefSeq and is a predicted model, not a curated record. Gene Ontology annotation, molecular function: phosphoenolpyruvate transmembrane transporter activity; antiporter activity. Gene Ontology annotation, biological process: phosphoenolpyruvate transmembrane import into Golgi lumen.
CGCUUCGUGUGUCUCUGCAUCUUAUGGUAUUCCUCAUCUGCUUUGACCAAUACCUCCAGCAAGACAUUCCUCAAUGCGCUUGAUGCGCCUGUUACGCUGACAUUGGUGCAAUUCUUCUUUGUUGCGGCAUGGACAGCCUUGCUCGCCCAGUUGGGCUUCAUCUUUCGGUUGGGAUUCCUAGGAACUUCGCCGAUACGGCGGAUUGAUAUGCAUGUCUGGCGAGCAACAGCGCCCAUGAGUCUAUUUGUGCUGGGCGGGCAUCUCUUUUCUAGCUUUGCAACAAGCAAGAUUCCAGUAUCAACGGUGCAUACCAUCAAGGCCCUGUCACCCAUGUUUACAGUGCUUGCGUAUUGUCUCGUCUUUCGCGUUAGCUACUCUAUCGGGACCUACAUCUCGCUGGUGCCUCUCACUAUUGGCGUUAUGCUCGCCUGCUCUAGCUCCUUUUCAACAAAUGGCAACCUCAUGGGUUUGGUCUGUGCACUCGGCAGUACACUCAUCUUUGUCUCUCAAAAUAUCUUUAGCAAGCAUGUCUUGUUUCAUGAAAAGAAUGACGAACCACCGAGCAAGCGUCUCGACAAGCUCAAUCUAUUGUUUUACAGUUCCUUCAUGGCGUUCGUCAUGAUGAUUCCAAUCUGGCUCUUGCAAGAGUACAGCAUGGUGCAUGCAGCUUCAAUUCCCUGGGAGAUUUACUCACAGCUCGUGUUCAAUGGUGCUUCUCAUGCAGCUCAGAAUGUGCUCGCCUUUACACUACUCAGUAUGGUUUCACCGGUCACCUACUCGAUUGCCUCCCUCAUCAAGCGCAUCUUUGUCAUUGUCGUUGCCAUUUUGUGGUUUGGACAACCCACCAAUCGCACACAAGCGUUUGGCAUCACGCUCACUGCACUUGGCCUGUUUCUUUAUGAUCGCGCCAAGGGUGACGUGGCACGGGGUGAGCGUCGUGUCGAAAAGAUUGAAGCAGGUGCAGCCUUACCCCUCAGCGUCUCC